GCGUACAGUGCACAGGGGGCGUUUGGCUGGAUUUUGAGUACGGAAGGACUCUAUGCUGUCGGUAGUGGAUAAGAUUCCCGCUGCUGCAUCCCGGUGCUUACCGGGGUGAUCUGUCAUCAGAAGUCUCGAAGACGCAGCACACCGUGGGGACAUGAAUCUCUUACCUAAAAGCUCCAAGGAGUUUGGCUCUGUUGACUACUGGGAGAAGUUCUUCCAGCAGCGAGGAAAGAAAGCUUUCGAAUGGUAUGGGACCUAUCUGGAGCUGUGCGACGUGCUGCACAAAUACGUCAAGCCCAGGGAGAAGGUGCUUGUGAUUGGCUGUGGCAACUCAGAGCUAAGUGAACAACUGUAUGAUGUGGGCUAUCAGGAUAUAGUGAAUAUUGACAUCAGCGAGGUCGUCAUCAAGCAAAUGAAAGAACGCAACGCCAGCCGACGGCCCCACAUGAGUUUCCUGAAGAUGGACAUGACGCAGAUGGAGUUUCCUGAUGCCACAUUCCAGGUGGUGUUGGACAAGGGCACGCUGGAUGCUGUCCUGACAGAUGAGGAGGAGAAGACCCUGCAGCAGGUGGACAGGAUGCUGGCCGAGGUUGGCCGCGUCCUGCAGGUGGGCGGUCGCUACCUCUGCAUCUCCCUGGCUCAGGCUCACAUCCUGAAGAAAGCAGUGGGUCACUUCUCUCGGGAGGGGUGGAUGGUGAGGGUACACCAAGUGGCCACCAGCCAGGACCAGGCGUUUGAAGCAGAGCCUCGGUUCCCCCUGCCUGUCUUUGCCUUCGUCAUGACUAAGUUCAGGCCAGUCCCUGGCUCUGCCCUUCAGAUCUUUGAGCUGUGCACUCAAGAGCAGGGCAAGCCUGUGCGGCUGGAGAGUGCCGAUCGGCUGGCCGAGGCCGUGCGGGAGCGGCAGCACUAUGCUUGGCUGUGCAGCCAGCUGCGCCUUUGCAAGGCUGGGCUGGGGAGUGUGUCCCUGGACUUGUGCAGUGGGGACACUGGGGAGCCACGCUACACCCUCCACGUGGUGGAUAACCCCACCGUGAAACCAUCGCGGGACCGUCAUUUUGCCAUUUUCAUCAUACCUCAGGGCCGCGAGACUGAGUGGCUGUUUGGCAUGGAGGAGGGCCGGAAGCAGCUGGCAGCCAGUGCCGGCUUCAGGAGGUUGGUCACAGUGGCUCUUCAUCGAGGCCAGCGGUAUGACGGGAUGGAAAGCAUUCAAACAGAGCUGUCGGCCAGAGUUAUGGAGCUGGCCCCAGCUGGCAUGCCUCCCCAACAGCAGGUGCCCUUCCUGUCUGUGGGCGGGGACAUCGGGGUCCGGACUGUUCAACACCAAGACCACAGUGCCCUAAGCGGUGACUAUGUAAUCGAGGAUGUGCAAGGGGAGGACAGGCGGUACUUCCGGCGCCUCAUCUUCCUCAGCAACAGGAAUGUGGUGCAGUCGGAAGCCAGGCUGCUGAAGGAUGUGUCCCACAGAGCCCAGAAGAAACAGAAGAAGGACAAGAAGAAGCACCGACCUGCCGAUGCUUCGGAGGACCUCCCGCCUGGCCCAGGGCAGCCCAUUGAUAAGAGUUACCUCUGCUGUGAACACCAUAAAGCCAUGGUUGCUGGCCUUGCCUUGCUGAGAAACCCAGAGCUGCUCCUAGAGACUCCGCUGGCCUUACUGGUGGUGGGCCUGGGCGGGGGCAGCCUCCCCCUCUUCAUUCACGAUCAGUUCCCAAAGUCCCGCAUCGACGCCGUGGAGAUCGACCCCUCCAUGUUGGAUGUGGCCACCCAGUGGUUUGGCUUCUCACAGAGUGACCGGAUGAAGGUUCACAUUGCAGAUGGCCUGGACUACAUUGCCAGCCUGGCAGGAGGAGAAGCACGACCUCACUAUGACGUGAUAAUGUUUGAUGUAGACAGUAAGGAUCCAACGCUGGGAAUGAGUUGUCCUCCCCCAGCGUUUGUGGACCAACUUUUCCUGCAGAAGGUCAAAAGCAUCCUGUCUCAUGAAGGCAUCUUUAUCCUUAACCUCGUGUGCCGUGACUUGGGGCUGAAGGACUCAGUGCUGGCUGGGCUCAGGGAAGCCUUCCCACUCCUGUACAUGCGGAGAAUCGAGGGCGAAGUGAACGAGAUCCUGUUUUGUCAGCUGCAUCCAGAACAGAAGCUAGCUACAGCAGAGCUUCUGGAAAUGGCCCAGGCUUUGGAGAGGACCCUGAGGAAGCCUGGUCGGGCUUGGGAUGACACCUAUGUCCUGUCAGAUAUGCUGAAGACCGUGAAGAUUGUGUGAUCCCUGGGGCCGGCGGUUCUCUGCUUCCUAUCCGACUGACUUGAACCCGUGGGCUGCAGGAGGCUGGAGCAUCACAGUGCUUUAGGCCUCAUGUUUCUCUUGGUUGCAUACUCAGCCACUGCUUCCCUCCUUUUGG
Molecule: messenger RNA, 2390 nt
Organism: Acomys russatus (golden spiny mouse)
Lineage: Eukaryota; Metazoa; Chordata; Mammalia; Rodentia; Muridae
Gene: Mettl13
Product: methyltransferase 13, eEF1A lysine and N-terminal methyltransferase
Exons: 8
Coding region: 152-2254 (700 amino acids)
Source: RefSeq, a predicted model, not a curated record